AUGCAAACCUCGGAUGCGUCCAGCAUCCCGAACAGUUCGCGUUUGAUACCUCCUGGCUCCAAAUACCUCAACGGCGACACGGGCUUUUCCCACGGCGCGUAUAAUUCCAACCAUCCCAAUCAAGGCUUCUCCAAUCGAAACGGUCGUCGCGCCAAUAUCCCCUCGAUCAACACCGCUGCCGCCGGUCAAACCGCCGACAUGGCCUCCGGUGCCGGCUUCGAUAUGAACUACACUCCCCUCCUCCCGUCGCAGCUGCUCGUUGGCAGUCCCUUUCAACCCGGAACCCCGUCGGCCUUUGCCUCUCCCCAGUUUGCCAACUUCGGCGGCUUCCCGCAAGCCAAUGCCAAUGGACACGCGCAGAACUCCCAGAACCAUCAGCUCGGCAGCCCGACCCAGGGCAUGCAGAACCCCGGAAUGUUCCCGGGAAUGAUACAGACGGAUGGGUUGGGCGCGUCGCACCUGCUGGGCCCCCAGUCUCCCAUCAACGGAAUGGGCGGCCUCGGCAACGCGGCUUUGGGCAGCCCGGCGGCCUCAGUGACACCCGGAAUGUUGUCGGGCACCAGUCGCACAGUCUAUCUGGGGAAUAUCCCGGCUGAAACGAGCGCCGAGGAAAUUCUGAACCAUGUGCGCAGUGGCCAGAUCGAGUCGGUGCGCCUGCUCCCCGAUAAGAACUGCGCCUUCAUCUCCUUUCUCGACAGCAGCUCCGCCACCCACUUCCACUCCGAUGCCAUCUUGAAGAAGCUGGCCAUCAAGGGCAAUGAUAUCAAGGUCGGCUGGGGCAAGCCCUCGCAGGUGCCGACCUCCGUGGCGCUCGCGGUCCAACAGUCCGGGGCGUCGCGCAAUGUUUACCUGGGUAACCUGCCGGAAGAGACCGCCGAGGAUAACCUGCGCGAAGAGCUCGGCAAGUUCGGCGCUAUUGACACUGUCAAGAUUGUGAAGGAAAAAGCCAUUGGAUUCGUGCACUUCCUGUCGAUCAGCAACGCCAUGAAGGCCGUUACCCAAAUGCCCCAGGAGGCUCAAUGGCAGGCCCCCAAGCGCGUCUUUUAUGGUAAGGACCGAUGCGCAUACGUGUCCAAGACGCAGCAGCAGAAUGCCGCCCAGUUCUUGGGUAUCGCGCCGGGCUAUGCUCAUGUUCUGAACUCGGCCGAUCGCGAUUUGAUCUCCAACGCGCUGGCUCAACAGUCGGUCGCGGCGGCCGCCGUUGCGACCACUGCUGGCGGUGUCAACAAUCUGGGCAACCGCACCAUCUACCUUGGAAACAUCCACCCCGAAACCACCAUCGAGGAGAUCUGCAACGUCGUGCGCGGCGGCCUUUUGCACCACAUCCGCUAUAUCCCCGACAAGCACAUUUGCUUCGUGACCUUCAUCGACCCGACCUCCGCCGCCUCCUUCUAUGCUCUGAGCAACCUGCAGGGCCUGAUGAUCCACAAUCGACGAUUGAAGAUCGGCUGGGGAAAGCACUCUGGUCCUCUCCCGCCGGCCAUUGCACUGGCUGUCAGCGGUGGCGCUUCCCGAAACGUUUACAUUGGAAACUUGGACGAGGCUUGGGCCGAGGAGCGUCUGCGUCAGGACUUCUCGGAGUAUGGCGAGAUUGAGUUGGUGAACACCCUACGCGAGAAGAGCUGCGCGUUUGUCAACUUCACGAACAUUGCCAACGCCAUCAAGGCGAUCGAAGGCAUGCGCAACCGUGAGGAGUACCGCCGAUUCAAGAUCAAUUUCGGCAAGGAUCGUUGCGGUAACCCGCCGCGCCAGGCCGGUAACCACUCCAACUCCCAGCAGGGUCGCAACGGCCAGGGCUUGGAAGGACCCCAGUCGCCUACACCCGCCAUCAAUGGAUUCCAACAGCCCCUCAGCCAGUCCGGCUCUCAGUCAAGCCCGACUCGCCCUGCCCUGUCGCCCGCCCCUGGCUCCACUGGAUCACAGAACGGACAGCAGCGUCACCCGCUGCAAACCGUGUCUUCUCCCUCGGGUGUGCUGAACGUGGGUUCGAACAACCCACUGACCAUGUACCUGAACCAGAUGUCCGCGCAACAGUCGCAGGACCAGGAGAACAGUCUCCGCGACCCAAUGGCCCUGACUGGCCUGCAAGCUCAGUCCCAGGCACCGCAACAGUCUCUCUAUAACGGCACUACCACCGGCGAGCUUUCCAAUGGAAACAUUGACGCUCCGCUUCACCAACACAAGUCCUCUGCCAACGGCUACCUGAGUGUCGGCUCUGGCAAUUCUGGUCCUGGCCAUCACUCUACCGCCAGUACCAGCAACCUGAGCGUGCCCCGUGCCUCGCACUCUCGCGCUGUUAGCCUGCCAUCAUUCUCGCAGGAGCCUUUCGGCCCCGUCUCCGGCCAGAGCGGUCACAUCCGCACCGGUACCACCCAUCAGCCCCAGAGCAGCUUCUCGAGCUUCUCGUCUGCCCUCGGUGGAUUGAACCACUCGGGCUUUGGACUUGCCAUUCAAAACGAGAACUCCCUGCCUGGCUGGGCCGAAGAGGAGAUCGGAGCUAAAUAA
Molecule: messenger RNA, 2505 nt
Organism: Penicillium argentinense
Lineage: Eukaryota; Fungi; Ascomycota; Eurotiomycetes; Eurotiales; Aspergillaceae
Product: putative differentiation regulator (Nrd1)
Exons: 1
Coding region: 1-2505 (834 amino acids)
Biological process (GO): mRNA splicing, via spliceosome
Cellular component (GO): cytoplasmic stress granule
Molecular function (GO): mRNA binding
Source: RefSeq, a predicted model, not a curated record